Molecule: messenger RNA, 2718 nt
Organism: Chanos chanos (milkfish)
Lineage: Eukaryota; Metazoa; Chordata; Actinopteri; Gonorynchiformes; Chanidae
Product: rho GTPase-activating protein 6
Exons: 13
Coding region: 1-2718 (905 amino acids)
Biological process (GO): signal transduction
Source: RefSeq, a predicted model, not a curated record
AUGUCCGCUCAAGGAUUACUCAGCAGCGUUUUUUUAUGUUCGUCCUCGGGAUCCAAAACUGUCUCUAAAAGGAAACUACGGCAAACCCGGAGCUUCGAUCCAGCGCUGAUAAGACACUGUGGGACCGGUUCUGGCGGUGCAUCGGCAGAGCUCAAUGACCACAGGUCACUUUCCUCGAGUUCCAGUCAGACAGGUGGUUUUUCAUACUUCCAAACAUCCACUGAAUCCCUUACUUUGUCAAGACUAGAGGCGCGCUCAAAGACGCUGAGAGCGAAACAUCUCUCCUCGUCAAGUUUGUCCGCAUCAUCCGACACAUCUCCUUCAUCCAGUGAUUAUUUUGACUAUGAUGUAAAAAGCGGCAAGAGACACACCACUUGGGAUCUGUCGUUCACUUUGAGAAGCCACGCUUCGUCUACAACCGGCUCAGGUACCAUCUUCUCACCUCGUAAGUGGCUUCAGAAAAGGCCACCGCAGACAGACACUCUGCCUAACACCGUCUGGAAGUCUGAGGGAGAUUUCACAUGGAAGAGCACAUCAGGGAGGAGUGUGCGUCUACAGCCCGUGCCAAUCCAGAGUCUGUCUGAGCUGGAGAGGGUCAGGUUACAGGACGUGGCCCUGAGUCGCCUGCAGCAGAACUACGACCUGGGAAGCACCAUCACCAUCCCCAAAGAUGGACAAAAACGGAAGAAGUCCCUCAGGAGGAAGUUUGAUUCAUUGUCCAAAGAAAAGAGCAAAGUAAAAGAGUGUGUCCCCCAGGCGUUUGGCCUGUCCUUGUCUGAAGUGAUAGCCAAUGACCGGAGGCAUAAGCAGCGAGUGGAGGACCAGCGGGCCGAGCAGAGGGACCCGUCUGACCUCAUGACCUCCAUCCUUCACUUCGCCAGCCGCAGAACCAACAAAGAGCUCUCCAGUAGCAACUCCUCUCUCAGCUCCACCUCAGAAACGCCCAACGAACCGAACUCCCCUGACACCCCGGAGGUGGCGCGCCGUGCCCGCAGACGGGGUGGGAUGUCCGUCGACUGCAUCACAGACCUGGACGAUAGUCAGUCUCGCCUGCUGGAGGCGCUCCAGCUUUCUCUUCCCGCCGAAACACCCAGUAAGAAAGAGAAACACAGAGACAAGAAGCUCAGCCUCAACCCCAUUUACAGACAGGUACCACGAGUGGUGGACUGCUGCUGCCAGCAUCUGGAGAGAAAUGGUCUGCAGACAGUUGGCAUCUUCCGUGUGGGGAGCUCAAAGAAACGGGUGAGACAGCUGCGAGAGGAGUUUGACUUAGGUGAGGAAGUAGUUUUGGACGAGAAGCAGAGCGUCCACGACGUGGCGGCUUUGUUGAAAGAGUUUCUGAGAGACAUGCCGGAUCCGUUGCUAACCAGAGAGCUCUACAGUGCUUUUAUCAACUGCUUGUCGCUGGACCCAGCCGAGCAGCACAGCACUUUGCAUCUCCUCAUCUCCCUGCUCCCGCCCUGUAACAGUGACACCCUGCACUGCCUCCUGGAGUUCCUGUCCACCGUGGCUGCCCAUGCCGAGGACACCUACGACAAAGACGGACAUGAGAUCCCCGGCAACAAAAUGACCUCUCUAAACCUGGCCACUAUCUUUGGGCCGAACCUGCUGCAUAAGCAGAAGAGUUCUGAUAAAGAGUUCAGUGUGCAGACGCCAGCCCGCGUGGAGGACAGCGCAGCCAUCAUCGGUGUGGUCCAGAGAAUGAUCGACACAUAUGACGCCCUCUUCACGGUGUCUGCUGACCUACAGCAUGAAGUUCUGCUCAGUUUGUUGGAGACAGACCCUGACGUGGUGGACUACUUACUACGGCGGAAGGCCUCACAGUGGGAGAGUCCGAGUUUAUCGAGGACGGAUGACUCGUUGAGUCUGAGCGGGAGACGCUCCUCCACUGACUCCAUGAGAGCCUCCAGCGGGGAGGUGUCUCCAUACGACAAUAACUCCCCUGUCGGUCAGUCUGACUGGCUCCUCCCUCCAGGACACGGGGACGAUGAACUGCCCCAUAGCCCAGAGAAGCUCACUCACACCGGGCAAGCCAAAGCCAAAGCCUGGGUCUCAUCCUCCACGCCACCGCAAACAGACUCCGAUGAAAAAGCAGAUGAGAAGAGCAGAAUUUGGACAGCAUGGCAUGCCUCACUCAAAUCAGAGCACCAGGAACCUCAGAGCACAGACUCUCUUGAAAAGCUGGUAGGACAUGGCUCCCCUAGGUCACUGCGCACCACCUUUAGUAACCACGGAUACGAAAAACAGCCCGUCCGGAGGACACACACAUCACCCAGUGCAGUCGAUUGCAAGCCCCACCCACCUGUCACACGUGCCAGCAGUACUCCCGUGAGUGACAGCCGACACAACCAGUCGCAGCUCAGCAUCGAGUCAUCUCCAUGGCAAUCACGGUGCACCGCCAGACCCUACCAAUCAGAGUGGCCCAAACUAGCUCCAGGAAGCCCUGGCAGACCCCCUCGCUCCCCGAGACCCAACAGGCCUCCCCCACCUUAUCCCGGCCUGAAAAGAGGAGGCGCCACAUUCUCACAGCAGACUGAGUCUCUGGACCCUCAGGUGCCCAGGAGCACAGAGUCACUCCCAGAAACCUCCAGAGCCCACUCUAACACAGGGACAGCACAGGGUAUUAGAGCACAGGACUGGCAAAGGGCAGAGAAAUGGCAGAUAUGGCAGCUGUUAUCAUCAGACAAUGGAGACACGCUCCCAGAGACGCUGGUGUGA